Messenger RNA from Postia placenta MAD-698-R-SB12, 3405 nucleotides. RefSeq lists its product as hypothetical. NCBI's taxonomy places the organism in Eukaryota, Fungi, Basidiomycota, Agaricomycetes, Polyporales, Adustoporiaceae. Gene Ontology annotation, molecular function: zinc ion binding; nuclease activity; DNA binding. Gene Ontology annotation, biological process: DNA-templated transcription; DNA repair. The coding region runs from base 1 to 3405 and encodes 1134 amino acids. The record is from RefSeq and is a predicted model, not a curated record. The transcript is spliced from 9 exons.
AUGUACGUCAUUCAUAUCAUCGCCCUUCUUGUGCCCCUAACCUACGUACUGCAGUGCAUAGCCCGUAAGGUCCCUGAAUUAUGCAAAGCCUACACUCCAGGAAAGACCGACCAGGACGUACAUGUACGACUAGCCCGUCUGGAGCACAUUGUAGAGGCUGCACUUCCCCAAUACUGGUCGCAAGGUCACGGUCAUACAGCCGGCUCACCAGAUACCCAGAGUGACAGGCGGCGUUCUAUGUCACCGGGUGCGGAUGAUGGCAAUCGGUCGCAACCGGAAGACGAAGACCCAUGCGAGGGAAUGUUCGAUAGCGGCAGAUGGUAUGGGAAGAGCGCUUCAGGGAGCGUGGCUGCCCCUGUGGUACUGGAGCAGUUGCGGCACGUUGGGGAUUCAUCAGGCAGUCAGCUUCCUGCCGAUCUCCUUCAACCGGCAGCAAAGAUCCUGUCCACGCAAGAACCCAAUGCAGCCGAUAGGUUGCAAAGGCUCAUUUCGGACUACGGCUUCUCCCCCACGAAAGUGCCGGAACUCAUCUCAGAAUUGCCCGCACGCCAUUUGUCAAAUCGCCUUGUGGAUUAUUACUUCACCGCUAUAAAUUGGACGCGUUAUCCCAUACCUGAGCGUGAUUUCCGCGCAUCGUAUGCUUCAAUAUGCGCUGAGGGGUUGAUGCUCAACCCUAACAAUCUACGCUUCUUGCCCCUCCUAUUUGUUGUGCUUGCCAUCUCGGUACGACUAGCACCUGAGCACAUUGGUGGUGACGAGCAUACCCGCAAACUCACCUCGACACGAUAUUACUGGUCUUCCCGUCGAGCCCUCAUUAUUGCAGCCGCCAUAGCACCUGAUUGUUUCGAAAUGGUGUUGACCCGCAUGCUAAGCGCCAGAUUCCUCAUUCUUGAUCGGAGAAUGACUGAAUCAUGGAAUCAACUCGGGGCUGCAGUCAGGACCGCACAGGCUCUCGGCAUGCAUCGUGAUGGUGCUGCUAUGGGAAUGGACCUUGUACGGGUAGAAAAACGUCGCCGCGCAUGGGCACACCUCUACCAUGCAGACCGGUCCAUCGCCCUAGUCUUAGGAAGGCCUGCCGCUAUACAGGACGUAUAUACGUCUACCCUCCCACCGUCCAAUGUGGACGACUAUGCCUCUUCCGAUCUGCAUAAGCCUCUUCCGCUUUCAACCCCGACCUUAUCCACAUUCAUGAUCCUCCGCCAUACACUCGCCGGCAUUAUGGGCCGCGUAUCACACCAUUUUCAGCAAGUCAGAUCGCCAAGUCAUUACUCUGAAGUACUCGCACUGGACGAUGAGCUUGUAAAGUUCAUGCAGAUGCUUCCUGCACAUUACAGCGUUGAGCCCGAUACAUCCCUCGACCAGUCACAUCCAUACAUACCUGUGCACCGAUUCCUCCUUGUUACGGAAGUCCUCUUCGUGCGGACGACUCUGAACCGUCCAUACCUCCUGCGCCGGUUAGGUUCCGACCGUUACGAGCGCUCGCGCCAAGCGUGUUUCGAGUCAGCCUUGACCGACUACCGCAUCCGACGAGUGUUUUUGGCGACGACUACGAAGGAAGCUCGCGACCCAGUCGCAAGUGCGUAUCGGGAGUUCCAGUCUGCCAUGAUCAGCGGCAUAUACCUCGUUCUGUACCCUCGCGGGUCUGACGCUGCGGCUAUGCACGCGGUCGUGGACAGCUUCCUUAAGGGCCAAGAGCUCAGAAAGGAGCUGGACGAGAUGACACGUCGGGAGGUCAACAUCAUCCAGUUCCUGAAAGACAAGUCCAUCAAGCUGGCAGCUGCAACUGAGUCAGGAUCCAGCAAGUUGCAUUCCAGCUUGCAGAAACCGAACUUCACGCUGAAUAUCCCCCACACUCCCACACGUUCGGCGAGCAUGGGUUCGGUACACCCGUCUGGGACAGCGUCGCCCGUGGUCUCGGCACUCUCAAUGACCUCUCUCCCUCCGAAGUCUGCAUACGCGCACCAGCCUGCCAUUCCGUCACACCUACAGCAUGUCGAAAGCGGCUCGAACUCAAGCACUGGCAGUCCGCCUGGAGAAGAGACCGAGUCUUCUGCGCAAUCGUUACUUGACCAGUGGUGCAAUAUCUUUAGUGGCGGUCCCACAGACGAUUCGACGGGUACGACGACACGUCUGCCGUGGGGCACACCGGGCUUAACCGACCUAUCAGGCUGGCUACCGACUUCCUCGCCUAUGUUGGCCAACGAAGCGCUACCGGGCCUAGAUGGUUCGGACUGGGGUUACUGGGACACGCUGGUGAACCAGCUGAAUCCGGGCUCCGACAUGUCCUCUGAGUAUGUACCUGCUGCUUGGCCUAAUGCAUCUGACAACGACCGACUCGAAGAGGCCACCGCGGACGGCAAUACAGGCGGGAACACUCCCCUAUCCAAGGUCGCCCGCCUAGAGUCCUCUCUGCCUUCAGAGCUGCCCUUAACUUCGAUGGCUACAACUUCGAUGGCUACACGAGCAACGAGAAUUUUGUCGUGGAAUGUUGAGACGCCAGUCCCAUUCCUCAAUCUGCCUCCUCGCAAGGUCGGCACGUCGUCUGUGCCCCCUGGCAGCCGCCUCUCGCUACUACGAGAGCUCAUAGCUCGACACGACUUCCCCGACUUUGUAUGCCUCCAGGAAGUCCGCGCGCGGCAGUCGGACAAAGAAUGGAUCGUGGCUCUCAAGGCUGCCGCAAACAAGAGCGACAGUGGCCCGAAGUACACGGCUUAUAUGUCGCUGAACCGUGCUCUCCGUGGUCCGCGGCACUUUGGGGUCAUCACUUACGUCAAAGACGCUCACAAAAUCGCAGUGUCUCGCGAAGUAGAUUGGGAUGCCGAGGGCCGGGUCAUCAUCUUGGAGAUGAAGAGUGGUUGGGCCUUGCUCAACGUCUACGCGCUCAAUGGGAGCGAGUAUUUCUGGCGGGACCCGCUAGGCCAGAACGCUCCGAAAACCCGCAACGAGCGCAAACGCGACUUCAAUCGGUUGCUGAUGCAGGAAUGCCAAGCCAUGCGGGCGCGUGGUUUGCGCCUCGUUCUCAUCGGUGACUUCAACAUCUCGCUCACGAAGAAAGACUGCGUACCUAGGCUGCGUACGGAGUACCCUCACUCGCUAGCCCGCAAGGAAUUCAACGAGGAGUUCAUACCGACCUUGGAUGUCGUAGACGUGUACCGCGAAGUGCAUGGACAGAAGGCAGCUUUCAGUUGGUUCGUGAAGGGCAAGCCGCAGGGCGCGGACGCUGCUCGUGUAGACUAUGCUUUGGUCCAGCGCACAUUGAUGGACCGCGUUAUUGAAACGAUGUAUCACGAAGACAGUGUAGAGCGUGCCCAUAGCGACCACGCGCCGCUCACCCUCGCGCUUAGAGAUAUGGACGGUCUGGAGGAGGAAAAUGAUACAGUUUUACUUGGGGAACCCUUAGCCUGA